Brenthis ino (lesser marbled fritillary) is the source of this 1779-nucleotide messenger RNA. NCBI's taxonomy places the organism in Eukaryota, Metazoa, Arthropoda, Insecta, Lepidoptera, Nymphalidae. The record is from the annotation of a GenBank genome assembly.
AUGUUCGAUAGUAACAUCCUUUUGAAUUUUUACAAUGAGAUUGCGAAUAGAAGUGCACUACAACUGGCAAGUGCUGGAAUGAUGGGCGAGGGGCUGCUGACGCUCACGUACGGCAAGCACCACGCCUGCAUCCUGAACGAGGUGGGCGCGGCGUGGCGUGGCGCCCGCUACUCCGACCUGGUGUUGGUGUGCGAUGACGCUGUGCCUCUAGCUGCGCACCGCAUCGUCAUGGCCGCUGCUAGCCCUUUAAUAAGGAAAAUUCUCGAUGACACACCGUCUAUUGAGAACCCAGUAACAAUCCAUAUGUCAGGCAUCAACAGCACACUUAUGAGACAUUUACUUGUAUUCCUCUACAGUGGCCAAGCAUAUAUUGAGUCUGGUGAAAUCGAUGACAUGCAAGAGCUAUUCGAAUUGCUAGAAAUUAAAUCAGAUGUUUGGAAAUCAACAAAAGAAAGACAACAGGCAGAAGAAAGGAACAGAUCAUGCGACCGAUUAAAAGGCAAGAAUUUCAAAACUGAUAUAAACAGCAAUGAAAGCAGUAAACAUGAUGCACCAUCAGGAUCCUCACAUUCAGAAAGCGAAAGAGUAACGCCAAGUGCAGGCUAUAGUAAAGACAAGGAACGAGGAGAAUCUGAAUCUAUGAAUAUAAAGAAAGAAAAUAUGUCAACAAGUAGUAAUGAUGAAAGAGAAGAUGAUGAUCCUGAUAAUGAAAAGAGAGACAAGGAUUGUGGAAGAGUUUCUUCACGUCGGCGGAGUUCUUCUAAUCCUGUUAAUCUAUCGUUAGCCAGAAAUUCUGAAAACACAAGCAGCGAACAUGAAGAUUCACAAGAUUUAGAUGUUGAAACGGUCGCGGCAAAGAAUAUUGGGAGAAGACGGUCAACAUCUUCAAGUCAAGACGAUCAACCGGUAGAAACUGUUUAUAGACGGCAAUUAUUAAGUGAUCGGUUAGGCAGAGGUAUUGAAAGAGCUAAAAGAAAAUCCCAUUAUUUAGAACCACCUGAAUUAGAUUUGAGAACCGUUAAAUUGGAAGACUACCAACACCUUAAGACAACUGAUAACGAAUUUAUGGCACUUGUUCAACCUUCACCAGAAAAUUAUGUCGUAACACCACAUAGAAAAAGACGACCCGGCUUUCAUAAUUCACCCUCACAGAAUCCACCGUUUGUAUCAUUUCCUCCAAGCUAUUUAGAAGAAAUGGCUCAUUUACGAUACGCACAAGCACCUGCAGUAGCAGCAGGAGUGGCUAGACUGGGGGCAUUACAUCAGAUUAGCGCCUCAGCCCCUCCAUAUAUACCGGAACGAAGUGCCACUCCGCCUGCUGCAGCACAUGAUGAUGCUCUAAAAUAUCGACCUCCUAGUGCUGGAUCCUGGGGUCCUUGGCUUUGUCAGCCGCAGAUGGGUGGAGAUGAAGCACCAUCUACAGAACAUGAACAAGGCUCUAGUAAACAAGCACCAGUCCGAGAAUACCGAUGUGAAUAUUGUGGCAAACAAUUUGGUAUGUCAUGGAAUCUCAAGACUCAUCUGCGAGUUCAUACAGGUGAAAAACCAUUUGCUUGUCGGCUUUGCGUUGCUAUGUUCAAACAAAAAGCUCACUUGCUUAAACAUCUAUGCUCUGUGCAUCGGAACGUGAUAUCGUCUAGCGAAAACGAUGGAAGAACAAAUACCCCAGGACGUUUCAAUUGUUGUUUCUGUCAGUUAACAUUCGAAGCUCUACCAGAGCUAAUUAGACAUCUUUCUGGACCCCACAACAGCCUGCUUUUAAGCAAAAAUCUACACGAA